This is a messenger RNA of Diaporthe citri, 1221 nucleotides long. RefSeq lists its product as uncharacterized. The record is from RefSeq and is a predicted model, not a curated record. Gene Ontology annotation, cellular component: cytosol. The transcript is spliced from 6 exons. NCBI's taxonomy places the organism in Eukaryota, Fungi, Ascomycota, Sordariomycetes, Diaporthales, Diaporthaceae. Gene Ontology annotation, molecular function: purine nucleosidase activity. Gene Ontology annotation, biological process: purine nucleoside catabolic process. Bases 1 to 1221 code for a protein of 406 amino acids.
AUGAUGAACUCGGGGCAAAAUUACAGGCUCGUUGAUACUCCGCUCACUAUGAAAGCCGCACUCGUAUUUCUGGGCCUGGCAUUCGCUGCGACAGCAGCUCCCAGCAGCAAUUACCGGAGCCGGCCGGCGAAACAUGGUGUUCAUCUCUUAGGGGCUCGGAAUGCCUCGACCGCCGGGACCAAGAUUAUUUUGGACAAUGACUGGAGCACUGCCGGCUUUAUCCCGUAUCUCCUGGCUCUCGACGCCGGCUGGGACGUGCUUGGUCUCGUUGGCGAUACUGGCGACUCGUGGGCUCUCCAAACCAGCCUUCAUGGACUCGCGACCCUAGAAGCGGGCAAUUUGUCUUCAUGUAUCCCGGUGUAUAAAGGCUCCGACUAUCCACUGGUCAACACCCCUGAGUUGUUCCAGACAUGGGAGGACCUUCAUGGCGACUUGCCCUGGCAAGGUGCUUUCGCUCCCGAGAACCUCACUGCUGAGGAACUCGGCAAUGACCCAACAUCGGGCGACCCAGAGAAGAUUGUGAAGGCCGCCUUCAACGAGGGCUUCCCCAACGGAACCCUGGCGGGGAACAACUCCGCCGCCUGGAUGGUUGAGCAGGUGCGCAAGUAUCCUGGAGAGGUCAUGAUCUUCAGCGGUGGUGCUCUGACCAACAUUGCACUGGCUGUUCGUCUGGAUCCUCAGUUUGCCUCCUUGGCUAAGGGGCUUGUGAUCAUGGGCGGAUAUCUCGACGUGACCCUCCUGCAGACGUCUGGGUCUGUUCUGCAAGCGGACCUCAGCUCGGACAUCAAUCUCAAGAUUGAUCCGGAGGGAGCCAAAGUUGCUUUAACGGCUGACUUCCCAAGCACAACAAUCGUGGGCAAUGCUGCCAACCAGGUCAUGUCAACUCAGGACUACUUGGAUGAAGUCUAUGAAGUUGAGACCCCGUACACCAAGCUCGUCCAUGAAUACUACGGUACAGACUUCCCUUUCUGGGAUGAGACUGCAAUGUUCUCUGUAUUGGACACCAGCAACGUGCUCAAUUCCACGACAUUCUACCUUGAUGUCGAUGUUGCUUAUGCAUCACCUUAUUAUGGAAAUAUCAUUGGAUACCAGGAGGCGUUGAAGCCCCGUGCGCAGAAGCUGCAAGAAGUAAACUUCAUCUAUGAGAUCGAUGGAGAUAAGCUCAAGACUACGAUGAAGCAUGCAUUGCAGUACCCUAAGACAUGCUCGGACAUGGUUUAG